Metschnikowia bicuspidata var. bicuspidata NRRL YB-4993 is the source of this 613-nucleotide messenger RNA. RefSeq lists its product as uncharacterized. The record is from RefSeq and is a predicted model, not a curated record. The transcript has a single exon. The coding region runs from base 30 to 278 and encodes 82 amino acids. Lineage: Eukaryota; Fungi; Ascomycota; Pichiomycetes; Serinales; Metschnikowiaceae.
GCGCCAUGAUGAUAAAAAAUAUGUAAGAAAUGUACUUUGGCUUGGGUGUGGGAUUAGCCAGGUGCGCAUGGCCCUGUGACCCACCGCUUGGCAGCACGCUCCUGAUCCACACGAAAGCAAUAACUCACAAGAAAGCAAUAAGCCUAAGAACAACGGCAAAAAUCAGAAAGAAUGGAAAAACCCUAAGAAAACUUUGUCUACAUCAGGAGGAUAUCAGCUUAGCUGUGAGCCAAAGCAAGUCUAAAAUCUGCGCCUACCAGCCUGUUCCAAGGCCCUAAUUCAACACCAAUAAAGUCACCAACACAGUCAAAACAAGCCACCAACACAGUCAAAAAAAUACACCAACACAGUCAAAAAAAAUACACCAGUACAGUCAAAAAAUACACCAGCACAGUCAAAAAAAUCUACCGACACAGUCAAAAAAAACACCAUCAAAGUCAAAAAGAGAUACCAAAAACGGCCCCGCCAAGUCCCCGGUCGAGACCCAAAACAACGGCUCUAUGUAAAGCCGCUAUCUAUAGGCCCGCUUCCAAAGGCCCCAUUCCUGGUGGCGCGGCCCCAGCCCCAGCUCCCGCAUCUACAAAACGCUCAGCCAUUUCCCACGCCCUUCCUG